This is a messenger RNA of Cryptococcus wingfieldii CBS 7118, 2364 nucleotides long. RefSeq lists its product as hypothetical. Gene Ontology annotation, biological process: mismatch repair. Gene Ontology annotation, molecular function: ATP-dependent DNA damage sensor activity; ATP hydrolysis activity; ATP binding. Bases 1 to 2364 code for a protein of 787 amino acids. The record is from RefSeq and is a predicted model, not a curated record. Lineage: Eukaryota; Fungi; Basidiomycota; Tremellomycetes; Tremellales; Cryptococcaceae. The transcript is spliced from 7 exons. Gene Ontology annotation, cellular component: mismatch repair complex.
AUGCCCCACAUCGCCCACCUCCCCCGGUACACCUCCACCACCCUCCGCUCCUCCGUCAUCCUUCCCUCCCUCCCCCAGAUCCUAUCCGAGCUUCUCCACAACUCGCUCGAUGCUGGUGCAACAAAGAUCGACUGCUAUAUAGAUCUAACAAAAGGAGCUGAAAGCCUGAGAGUAGAGGACGAUGGGGGGGGCAUUGACAGAGAAGGGUUGGAAAAGGUCGGGAAAAGGUUUCGCACUAGCAAACCUACCAAUGAAGGUGGCCUUGGUCCCGAGGCGUCUUAUGGAUAUAGAGGAGAAGCGUUGGCAUCUAUCGCAUCCCUAUCUUUACUGGACAUUACCACCAAGACGCGCUGCUCUCAGGUUUACACCAAGAUACUCAAGCACUCCAAAGACCUAUUCUUCGGGCCCAAUGCCUCUCGCCACGUACCCGGCUCUCACGGCACCCACAUCGUCGUCCGUGAAAUUUUCCACUCCAUCCCAGUUAGAAGACAGGAGUUGGCGCAGAGCAGUCAGAGUACAAUCAUGGGCCAGAUCAGAAAGGUAGUCGAAGGAUUGAUUUUGGGUUCGAAAGGAGUACGUUGGGCAGUCUGGGAAGACAGGGGAGGUGGGGCUGGAGGUCUGAGGAAGGUGAUCUCGAUUGGCGAGACUGAGAGCUCUUUGGAUCUGUUCAAGACCCUUUACGGGAGUGCACUUGUACAACGAGUCCAAAAUAUCCGUGUCACAUCGGGCAAGAGAAGGAUAAACGGGUUCAUCAGCAUAUCGGGCGAUGUAUCCAAAUCUCAUCAGCACCUCUAUAUAAACAACUAUCCCAUAGACAGAGGAGAAUUACAUCUCGCGAUCGCGAAAAGGUUCUCGAACAGCAGAUUCGCUACUGUGGCAUCGGCUGGAGGGGCUGAUGAAGAGGACGAUUACAACAUGCUCAUCGCUGUGGUUGACGAGUUCUUGCGACGGAACGGGUAUAGCUCCGGGCGCAUGGCCUCUUUAACCCCAAGUCCUACCAAGAAGCCGACUUCCCCGCUGUCCAAAGUGUUUCCGAGACCAGAGACCUCUUACGCCAAACCCUCCCCACUGUCUAUCUCUUCACUGAGGGCUACCGUGACCCCUAUUUUUUCUGCCGCUGGUGUACCAAUACCCAGGCCGCCUUCCACGAGCUCGCAGCUCCUCGGGCUCAAGAGACAUGCGUCACCCGUCUCCUUCUCCACCUUUUCAACUCCCAAGAAACCAAGAUUGGGUGGCACCACCCAUUCUGCGUCUCCCAAGAUUAACGAAAUAGGGAGCAGAAAGUCAAAGUGGAUUGAAGAGCUCUUGGCUGGCGUUGACACUGGCGUCUUGCCCAUCACCCGUCCCAAAUCCGCUCUCCGGGUCGCAAACCCAACAUGUAAUAUUCACGAGCUCCACGAGGACACAUGCUGUAGUCACUCGGCACCCGAUAUCCCUCUAAACCUUCCACCAACUACCCAAACCACAUUACAGGUCCAAUUCGCCAAGUCCUGCCUUUCCUCCGCCAUCAUACUCUCCCAGGUUGACCGCAAAUACAUCGCUGCCGUCCUCACUACAAUGAAAGGCGCCAAGGCUCUGGCUCUCAUCGAUCAACAUGCCGCUGAUGAGAGGGUUUCUGUUGAGGGUAUUCUCUGGGAGCUGUGUGAGGGGUUCCGCAAGGGUGAUCUUGCCGCGGAGAGAUUGGAAGACGGGAGUGAGGUGGGAGUGGUCCUUACAAAAGGCGAAGGGGAGGUUCUGAGGCGGGAUGGAGUGAUCGAGGUCUUCAAGAGAUGGGGUAUGGAUCUCGCCCUGGAUCAUCAUUGGAUCGACGGAGAUUAUACCCAAGUCAUGGUCCGCUCCGUGCCAGCGAGCCUCACCAGUCGGCUCAAACGAAAAGAGGCCGUUGAGAUGACGCGGCUUAUCAGAGGUUAUCUGCCUGUCUUGGAAGAAAGUCUGGGCCAGAUUCAGGUACUUGUCAGAGAUCUCGAGAAAAAGUUCAUCGAUCAAGAUGAUGAAGGGGAAGGAUAUGGGGGGACUUGGGGGAGGAUCAUGAGAUUCAUGCCAAAGGAGAUGUUGGAGCUGGCAAAUUCAAAAGCAUGCCGAGGAGCGAUCAUGUUUGAAGACCGCUUGACGCAGGACCAAUGCUCCCGUCUAGUACAACAGCUCGCCCAGACCAGGUUCCCAUUCAUGUGUGCGCAUGGAAGGCCAGCGAUGGUACCACUCGUGGUACUGGCGGAGCUGGAAGAGGUGCCGCAGGACAAAGGGAGGAAAGGCGCGGGAAAGGCGAUUAAUUGGGGAAACGUUGGGCAGAGGAUGAAGGAAGCACAUGAGGAAGAAGAAGAAGAAGAGAGCAGCGUGACAGAGGUACGGCAAGACGUUGUAUGA